Podospora pseudopauciseta is the source of this 1620-nucleotide messenger RNA. RefSeq lists its product as uncharacterized. The record is from RefSeq and is a predicted model, not a curated record. Gene Ontology annotation, cellular component: cytoplasm. Bases 274 to 1620 code for a protein of 448 amino acids. Gene Ontology annotation, molecular function: acyl-CoA dehydrogenase activity; flavin adenine dinucleotide binding. Gene Ontology annotation, biological process: fatty acid beta-oxidation using acyl-CoA dehydrogenase. Lineage: Eukaryota; Fungi; Ascomycota; Sordariomycetes; Sordariales; Podosporaceae. The transcript has 4 exons.
UUCGAUUGGACGGCCCCGGACUCUUGGCAGCCAGAGACCCACAUUCCCCACGAAAUCAACCUCGGCAGGGAAGGGGUAGCUUGGAACUCGGCUCAACCAUCAGCUGAGCCGAACCAUUCAUCGCCAUGCAUUGAACUCAAAGUGCUCCCGUAUUGACCUUGAUGCAUACGUUUAUUAGCAGUGCCGUUGCCUCUGUUCUUUUAGAGUUUGCCGACCUUUUGCCAAUUCACCAAAUCAAUCAAGUCUUGUUGAAAGUUUAAAGCCACCAGAAACAUGUCGGCCCAGAUCCCCAUUGCUGUCCGCGAUCGCGUUAGCGACAAGGCCGCGAAGACGUUGGACAUCGUUGCCAAAUUCGUUGAUGAAGAGUGUAUUCCUGCCGAUACUGUGUUUGAGGCCCAGGUUGGCGUUGGUGAGGCGAGAUGGCAGGCUCACCCCAAGAUCCUCGAGGACCUCAAGGAGAAGGCGAGGUCCCUCGGCCUCUGGAACAUGUUCCUGCCCAAGGGUCACUACAAGGAGUCUCCGGGCUUCACCAACCUCGAGUAUGGCUUGAUGGCCGAGUGGUUGGGCAAGUCCAGAGUUGCCUCCGAGGCGGUCAACUGUGCUGCUCCUGAUACCGGCAACAUGGAGGUGUUGGCCAAGUAUGGCAAUGAUGCCCAAAAGGCUCAGUGGCUCAAGCCCUUGAUGGACGGUGUCAUCCGUUCGGCUUUCCUCAUGACAGAGCCUCAGGUCGCCUCUUCAGAUGCUCGGAAUAUUGAGCUGAAGAUGGUCAGAGACGGUGAUCACUAUGUCUUGAACGGCUCCAAAUGGUGGUCCAGUGGUGCCGGUGACCCGCGCUGCAAGAUCUACAUCGUCAUGGGCAAGAGUGACCCCAACAACAAGGACCCAUACAGGCAGCAAUCCGUCAUCCUUGUGCCAUCAGACACCAAGGGCAUCACUAUCCACCGCAUGCUUUCUGUCUACGGCUACGACGAUGCGCCCCAUGGCCACGGCCACAUUACCUUCCACAAUGUCCGCGUCCCGGCUACCAACCUUGUGCUUGGAGAGGGUCGUGGCUUCGAGAUCAUCCAGGGCCGUCUCGGUCCCGGCCGUAUCCACCACGCCAUGAGAACCAUUGGUGCUGCUGAGCGUGCCUUGGAGUGGAUGCUUAUGCGUAUCAACGACCCGACAAAGACUCCCUUCGGCAAGCAGCUUCGUGAGCAUGGCGUUAUUCUCGAAUGGGUUGCCAAGUCCCGUCUGGAGAUUGACGCUGCUCGCCUGGUUGUUCUCAACGCUGCCAUCAAGAUGGACGAGCAAGGUCCCAAGGCCGCGCUGAAGGAGAUCGCCCAGGCCAAGGUUCUCGUUCCCCAGACUGCCCUGACUGUCAUUGACAGGGCCGUCCAGUCCUUCGGUGGAGCCGGUGUCAGUCAGGACACUCCCUUGGCCAACAUGUGGGCUCAGAUCCGCACCCUCAGACUGGCGGAUGGACCAGAUGAGGUGCAUCUGCAGCAGAUGGGCAGGAACGAGAACCGCCGUGGCAAGGAGGUUGCUGCCAAGAUUGCUGCUCAAAAAGCAAAGGCUGAGGAGUUGUUGAAGAAGUACAACAUCACCAGAUCGGAGAUUGGCUCCAACAUCAAGCGCUAA